CUUGAUUGUCACAACAACAUAAUAAGGUAGGACUGUUUUAAUUGUGGAUGGGAAGUCUGGCACCUUUUGUUUCUUCAUUUUUGUUAUCGCGACUCUGUACGCGAGCAUCACCACUCGCUCGACCUGGCCGCCCUUCAUUCUUGACCCCACUGUCCUUGUUUUGUCCCUCAUUGAGACCCUUGUAUUCAAACUCAUUGUCCUUAAAUCCUGCACUGGCGCCCCAAGCCAGAUUCUUUGCCCUCACUGCAAACAACAACAAGAUGGAUUCCGAUGCGUCCAUGUUCAGUCUUGGGGAGGAGUCAGAUGGCUAUGUCCCUGAAACCAAGGCGAAACCCAAAGCCGCACCAAAGAAGGCUGCUGCGCGGCCGCCCGUCAAAAAGAUGGUGCAAACAACCCUUAAAACGAAGAGCGCGCCCAGAAAGCGCCCAACACCGGAGAGCGAUGACGAUGAUAUAAGCAUUGCCUCAGGUUUCUCAAACACACCUCCCAAAGCUAAGAAGCAAAAGAAGGAACCUGCAGUCAGCAAGUCUUCUGGUGCGCCCUUGGAGGAGCUUGAGAAUGAUAGCAUGGUAAUUGACAGCCCCGCCAAACCUGGCAAGAAGAAGACGGCCACCGAAAUGUACACGAAGCUGUCACAACUAGAGCACAUCCUCAAGCGACCUGAUACAUACAUCGGUUCUGUUGAGAGAACGGAACAACAGAUGUGGGUUCUGAACAAAGAGACCCAGUUGAUGGAGUACAAGAACGUCAGCUUUGUCCCUGGUCUUUACAAGAUUUUUGACGAAAUCUUGGUCAACGCUGCCGACAACAAGCAGCGCGAUGGCUCCAUGACUUACAUGAAGAUCAAUAUCGAUCGUGAGAACGGUGUGAUCAGCGUCGAAAACAACGGAAAGGGUAUUCCUAUUGUUAUUCACGAAAAGGAGAAGAUCUACAUUCCUGAGCUUAUCUUCGGACAUCUGUUGGCGGGUUCCAACUUCGACGACGACGAGAAGAAAACCGUUGGUGGUCGCAACGGUUACGGUGCCAAGCUGUGUAACGUCUUCAGCACUGAAUUCAACCUUGAAUGCCAAGACAGUGAGCACGGCAAGAGGUACAAACAGACCUGGAGAAACAACAUGCAGACGAUGGAGAAGGCCAAAAUCACCAGCAGCAAAACCUCAGACUUCACCCGAGUAACCUUUAAGCCCGACUUCAAGCGUUUUGGUAUGGAAGAUGGCAUCGAUGAUGAUCUCGAGUCUCUCCUUCACCGUAGAGUUUACGACAUGGUGGGCACGAUCCGAGGAAUCAAGGUUUUCCUUAACGGCGAGCAAAUUAAGAUCAAGGAUUUCAAGGCCUACUGUGAUCUCUAUGCCAAGUCCAUCGCCAAGGAGAGAAGCACAGAAGAGGGAGGCGCUCCGACCUGUACUGUUGAGAUGGAUAAGGACAAGUCGCAUCCUCGAUGGGAGGUUGGUUUCGCUGUUUCUGAUGGUACUUUUCAACAAGUUUCCUUCGUCAACUCGAUCGCCACAACAAGCGGAGGCACUCAUGUCAACUACAUCGCCGACCAGGUCACUGAAGCUCUUCUCAAGGCUUUGAACAAGAAGCGCAAGGGUCAUGCUCUGAAGCAGAGUCACCUGAAGAAUCAUAUCUUCAUCUUUGUCAACUGUUACAUCAACAAUCCAGCUUUUACUUCGCAAACAAAGGAGCAGAUGACUACCAAGCCGAGCCAGUUUGGUAGCAAAUGCAAACUGGGUGAAGACUUCCUUAAGAAGAUCGCAAAAUCCGAUGCCCUUCAAAAUAUCUUGGAUUUUGCUGAGAAGAAGGCCGACAAGAUGUUGGCCAAGGGUGAUGGAAACAAACGAAGCCGAGUCAACAACGCAAAGCUCGUCGAAGCCAACUUUGCUGGCACCAGAAGAGGUCACGAAUGCACUCUGAUCUUGACAGAAGGUGACUCUGCCAAAGGUUUGGCAGUUUCUGGUCGUGCCAUUCUCGACCCUGACCGCAUUGGUGUUUUCCCGCUUCGUGGAAAGCUUCUUAAUGUGCGAGACGCUUCAGUUGACCAAAUUAUGAAGAACGCUGAAAUUCAGAACAUUAAACAGUUCCUGGGUCUCAAGCACAAGCAGACGUACACGGACACGAAGAAUCUUAGAUAUGGUCAUUUGAUGAUCAUGGCUGAUCAGGAUCACGACGGUAGUCAUAUCAAGGGACUUCUUAUCAACUUCCUUCAGGUUCAAUUUCCAUCGCUUCUCAAAAUCCCUGACUUCUUCCGAGAGUUCAUCACACCUAUUGUCAAAGUUUGGCAGGGUCCCAACCCCAAGAAGCCCCAGCGAUUAAAGUCAUUCUUCACACAGCCUGAAUAUGAGGAGUGGAAGGAAGAUCACAAAAACGAACUCACUCGAUGGCACUCCAAAUACUUCAAGGGUCUGGGAACAAGCUCCAACGAAGACGCACAAGUCUAUUUCACCAACCUCGAUGACCACUUGAAGGAAUUUGACACCAUGAAGCCAGAGGAAGCUGACCUACUGGAGCUGGCUUUCUCCAAGAAGAAAGCAGAUGCCAGAAAGGAGUGGCUUGGUAAUUUCGUGCCGGGCACAUACCUUGAUCACUCAACCAAGUCAAUCACGUAUUCCGACUUUAUCAAUAGAGAACUUAUUCUCUUCAGUAUGGCUGAUAACAUGCGAUCCAUCCCGUCCGUGCUGGAUGGCUUCAAGCCUGGUCAGCGUAAGGUCAUAUAUGCCUGCUUCAAGAGAAACCUGGUCAAAGAUAAGAAGGUCGUUGAAUUGGCUGGUUAUGUCUCUGAGCAGACUGCCUACCAUCACGGUGAACAGUCUCUCCAACAGACUAUCAUUGGCCUGGCCCAGAACUUCGUCGGUUCAAACAACAUCAACUGUCUGGAACCCAGUGGAAACUUCGGUUCUCGACUUGCCGGUGGAUCUGAUGCUGCCAGUCCUCGUUACACCUUCACUCGUCUGUCUCCAUUCGCCCGCAAGAUCUUCCACCCCAUGGAUGAGCCAAACUUGAUGCAUCAUUAUGAAGACGGCAAGAAAAUCGAGCCAAUGGUGUAUGCUCCAAUCAUCCCCAUGGUUCUGGUAAACGGUGCCGAUGGCAUUGGUACAGGUUGGAGCACUUCCAUUCCCAACUAUCACCCGAUGGAUAUUGUCAAAAACCUGAAGCGUCGAAUGGGUCGCUUGGACGAUAACGAUCUUGAGGAAAGGCCCUUCGAAACCAUGAUGCCCUGGUUCCGUGGCUGGAAGGGUACACCCGAAGUUGCUGGCCCUGACCGGUACAAGUUCAAUGGUAUUGCCUAUCACAACGAACAGAAGGAUAACGAAGUUGUCAUCACCGAAUUGCCUAUUCGUAUGUGGACCGACGAUUUCAAGGGCAAACUGGAGAAGAUUAUCGCCGGUGUCGAUGGCCCAGCUUGGAUCAAGGAUUACAAGGAAUUCAACGAUCACAGCACUGUUCACUUUGAGAUCGCUGUGGAUGAUAAGCACAUGGGCAAGGUCCUUGAAGAAGGCGUCCUCGAGCGCUUCAAGCUGACCAAGCAGGUCGCCACCUCCAAUUUGGUUGCUUUCGAUACCCGAGGCAUGAUUCGCAAGUACGAGAAGGUGGAGGAUAUCCUUGAGGAGUUCUAUCUAUACCGUCUCGACAUGUAUACUGACCGAAAAAAACAUUGGUUAGGCGUAUUCCAUGCAGACUAUCGCAAGCUCAAGAACCAAGCCCGAUUCAUCAAAGAAAUCAUAGAUGGACAACUUGUGGUUGGCAAGAAGAAGAAGACCGUGCUGGUUCAAGAACUUCGAGAUUGUGAUUACGAGGCUUUCCCCCCUGGGGGUGAGAAGAAGAAGACCGCAGAUGAAGAAGAUGAUGAUGCCGAUGAGAACCAGGACGUGGAUGGUGAUUUGGAGGGUGGUGCUCGCGACUAUGACUACCUCCUCUCGAUGCCCAUCUGGUCCCUGACAGCUGAGCGUCUCGAGAAGCUCAAGCAAGCUAUCGAGAAGAAGAAGGCUGAGCACGAUGAACUCCUUGCCCUCAGUGAGAAGGAUCUCUGGUGUCGCGACCUUGAUGACUUCAUGGCCGAAUGGGAAACUCAGCUUGCAGUUGAUGCUGAGAUCAAGACGAGCAUCCGACGCUUGGGCCGCCGCGUUUCUAAAAAGAUAGGUGCUGGCACCGCUCGUGGCCGCAAAGUCAAGGAUGACGACGAGUAUGAGCCUGACAAGAAGGGCCGCGGAAGGCCAAAGGCUGCAGCGUCAAAGGCGACCGUUAAAACAGCGCCCAAGGUAGAGACCAAGAGUGCUCAGCGGUUUGCUGAGAUGUUCAGCUCCAAGCCAAAGGUCAAGAAGGAACCCAGUGCUGAUGUUAUGGAGCUGUCGGAUCUUUCUGACGAUGACUACGCCGCUCUCAGCCGCAGCAAAUCAUCCGCACCUGCGAUCAAGACCUCCCAGUCACCUCCAACUGAGGCACCGGAGAAUCCACGGGUCAAACGAGCGGCGGCAUCCAAGGUCAAGACAAUUAUCGAUGAUGACUCCGAGAGUGACGAUGAUCAGAUGCUUGGUGAUGUUGGCGCCUUGGUCAAGGGCAUCGAUAAGCCAGCUGGUGACCGCGAAAGGGGCAGGUUUAGUCUACAUGCCAUGAGCCGGCCAGACUCUAGCCAGGGCAACGCCAGCGUGAGCGGACUUUCCAAGUCGAGGCCCAAAUCAGCCAAGGCUUUCGACUUUGAUGACGACAGUCCUGACGAUACCAACUAUGAGCUUCUCGCCAAGUCGUCGCCACACAAGACGGCCACCAAGGAUGAUCAUAUAGACAGCUUCCUUUCUGACGAUGAGCCUUUUGUUGCUCCAUCCAAGUCAGCUGCGACCAAGUCUAAGCCUACCAGCACGGACUCCGAAGACCCAACACCGGCCGGUCUUGCUACUGUGAAGAAGGGUCGUGGUCGUCCCGCUGGCGCGAAGAGCAAAGAGCCAGCGAAGCCAAAGGCUGCUCCAAAAGCAACCAAGACAGCUGCAUCAAAGGUUGCUUCGCGUCCAGCAACUAAACAGACCACUCUAUCGCCAGCAGCAAAGGCUUACGCUGCCAAAAAGGCUGUCAAGAAAUCUGUCCUCGACGACGAUUCAGAUGAGGAUAUGGCUGACCCAGACUCGCCCCCUCCUAAGGCUUCCUCAAGAGUGAGACCAGGACGUGCCGCUGCUUCGAGACGACCGAUCGUUGUUGACGACGACUCAUCGGUCAUGCAGCAAGAUGAUGAGAGUGACGACCCUUUCGAGGUCGACGAUGAUGAGGAUUAGACUAUUCGAGCUGUAAUUGAGCCCAUGAAAGGAACGGAGUACUGGUUGUUCUAGAACCACCGCAGCCAGGUUCUUUGCUGUAAUUUCUUGUUGCUGAGUAGAAACAUUGUGUGGUAACCACUUCAAGCGAAGGGCAUAUUGAUGGAGAGGGAGGUUUGGAGUCUGGGCGUCAACGGAUGUGAGGCAUUUGCUAUCUGGGGCCUCGGCGUGGUUUUUACUCGAUAUCCGCAUAUGAAUAGCAUUUCACUUUCUUCAUGUUAGCUUGUACA
This is a messenger RNA of Fusarium odoratissimum NRRL 54006, 5530 nucleotides long. Its product is annotated as DNA topoisomerase II. The transcript is spliced from 4 exons. The record is from RefSeq and is a predicted model, not a curated record. Gene Ontology annotation, cellular component: nucleus. Bases 48 to 5261 code for a protein of 1737 amino acids. NCBI's taxonomy places the organism in Eukaryota, Fungi, Ascomycota, Sordariomycetes, Hypocreales, Nectriaceae. Gene Ontology annotation, biological process: DNA topological change; resolution of meiotic recombination intermediates; sister chromatid segregation. Gene Ontology annotation, molecular function: DNA topoisomerase type II (double strand cut, ATP-hydrolyzing) activity; ATP binding; DNA binding.